ACAUCGCCGUAGUUGCAUAUUUUAUUGGCUGAGUAUGCACAUCAACAUUUGAUUGGCCUCAUAUAUAUACCGGUAUAUAUUCAAAUUCUUCAAAUAUGAAUGGUGGCAUUGCUAUUCUAUUAUUAUAUAGAAAUAAGAUAUACACCAGUUAUAAGAAAACCGUCCAUUUUACUGAGUUUACUCUGAUUGGGCUAGUAAACGACAGGCGUAGGCGGAAUAGAAAUCAAGUCGAAAACACAAUAUUUUUCAGAAAUAUGGCAAUAUAUUGUCACAUCAAAGCAUACUUUAAUUAAAUAAAUAAAAAAUGAAAAAAAUAAAAACGUCAACAAAGCAUAGCCUAUGCUCAUUGGAUGCAGGUUCCAAUGUAAACUACAAAGUCAACCCUUUCGAAAUUUUCUCAGUUCACCCUUUUCAACACGGUUGCGAUUCGAAGCAAAUCAGUUUGUUGUAGAAAAAAACAUUCUUGGAUAUGCGUAUUAUAUAUUUUUGAGAUUAUAGGCUAUAUGCAUAAAUUAAUAGCAUUAUUUGAAGAGCUGCGCAUACAUGAAUAAUUACAGUAUAUAUAUCUAAAAAUUACAGCAGGGAUGAUUCGCAUAGUCGAAGUUUGCAUCUGCUAUACUGUUAAAUUGAAUAUACAUGCUUGGAUGUUUCCAACAAAAUCACGCUCUGACUGAAAUUUAUUCUAGGUAUCAUUGGUAACGGCGUGUAAACGGAAAUGUAUUUUGUAAAUAGAUACAUUGUAAUAGGCACUAUAUUUUAUGCACACCGCAUUAAGGGUUUGCAGUUGGGAUUCAAUUUAAAGGACAUGUCUGCAUUUAUCUUACGGUUUGAGACAGGCAUUCUGUUCCUUCUAAUUACUUUGGCGUUAUCAGAAUUAACUUUUGCGUCAAUCAACUAAAGAAAUUUUUGAAGGAUAGCAAUGAAGUAACCAAUUAGCGAACUGGCACGAGGACAAGUAUAGGUGCAUUUUGUCCACUGAACCGUCAUUUUGUACUCCCCAAUGAGUUUAAAAAUGAAGGUAUAGUGAAUCCGAUAAAUUGAGAAAACCAAAAGAGUUAAACGGCAAAACUACACAACAGUAAUUGUGCUUCAACCGGAAGUUUUCUUAAAUCAAGUUUAUAAAAGUUAAUAUAUAUUGUCAAAUAUACAAUAUAUAUGUUAUAUAUAUAGUUUAUUAGCCAGAUUAUAGUUUAUAUUUAUUUUUUUAUGACUGUUAUAUAUAGAAUUAUUUUGAAAUGUUAAUUCUAACCAUCAAAAAACUGUACAUAAAUUGGUAUCGUAGAUAUUUCCGACCACGCUGGAAGAUGUACAAAAUCAUAAAAAAGACUAUAUUCUUUAUACUCAUAUGUGGAUUCACUGUAAAGUUUUUGAUGGUUCCCACUGAAAAACACCAUCGCGAUGUGGCAUCGCAUAAUUUAACGUACCAUUACGAACUUGUGCGAAGGGCACGACAAAGAGCAGGCUGCAGACAACCUGAUUCAGCUGAAGGUUAUGUUGUUUGUGAUAGACUGCCGUACACGGAUAUAUCUUGUGGUGGAUGCAAAAAAGGAUGCCCAGUUGCGGACCCUUCUGGAAAACAUUAUUUAGUCCCGGACAUAGUACACUUCAUUUGGUUUGGACCUAAAUUCAAUGUAUCACAGUAUUAUCAAUACCUCGCACUCAGAUCUGUUGCAAGUAUUCAAAGACCGAGCGUCAUCAAAAUUCAUUAUAAUUCAGAUGUAUUCGAAGGAGGUAAGAUAUGGGGAAGAAUAAGACGUGAAAUUCCGUGCAUUGAAAUGGUAAAGAUGAGAGCUCCAGAUGAUGUAUUUGAAAAGCAGAUCGAUAAAGAUCUCUUCAAAUCGGAUGUUGCAAGACUUCAGAUUCUUAAAGAACAAGGUGGAAUAUAUCUUGACUUCGACGUCAUAACUUUGAAAUCUCUGGAUCCGAUUCGUAUUCACCAAUCAGCUGUUGGGCGAUCGAAAAGCGACAAAGCAAGCAACGGAAUUAUAUUCAGCGAGCAAGAUUCAACUUUUAUCAAUGUGUGGAUAAACAUGUACAAAUCCUAUGAUCCAGUCAAAAGAAGAAGUCUUGCAUUCUGGGGUCUUGUGGUUCCAUACAGCAUUUAUUUAGAAAACAAGGAAACGAAUAUUGUUCACAUGGACGAAAUUCUCUUUAAUCGUCCGAAUCCAUAUCUUGACGGCCUCGAUUCAACAACGAGCGCCCAUUUUUCUGUAGAAGACAAUUAUUUUCUUCACAUUCACCCAAAAGCUAUUCUAGAAACCGAAUAUGAUAUAAAGUUAGAUGAUUGGGACGACGAGAGACUUCGCACAUUUGAUUCGGUUUAUGGACAAGCGGCAAGGAUUGCAUUGUUUGGAUCGCCAGAUCUUGUUUAUCGCGAAGGAGAAUUCUAUCGUAAGCCUUAUCCAAAAAGGAAAGCAAAACCAUUAGCUAAAGACAACCCCCUUGGUCGAUGAAUACAGUAUAAGUACUUUUGUCGUGAACGCAAGUUUUCACAUAUUCUGAACCAGGGCAGUUCCAUGACCCAGCGUGGAAAAAGAGUUGUUAGAGUAAAAUGAUGUCAACAAAUUCGUGCUUUAAAAAAUACUCCAGGAAUCUGGUUUCUAAUUUCUAGUUAAACAGUCGGUAGAGACAGGUAAAUGGUCAUAUUCGUUGCAUGAACUUUUAAAGGCGGGGAAUUGGCUGCACACAGUCAAGAUUUCUCGUGGGGGCUAUUUUUUUCUUUACUGCGUUUCACAACAAUAAAUGCU
Molecule: messenger RNA, 2747 nt
Organism: Styela clava
Lineage: Eukaryota; Metazoa; Chordata; Ascidiacea; Stolidobranchia; Styelidae
Source: RefSeq, a predicted model, not a curated record